This is a messenger RNA of Tremella mesenterica DSM 1558, 1434 nucleotides long. RefSeq lists its product as uncharacterized. The transcript has 11 exons. The record is from RefSeq and is a predicted model, not a curated record. Gene Ontology annotation, cellular component: cytoplasm; nucleus. Lineage: Eukaryota; Fungi; Basidiomycota; Tremellomycetes; Tremellales; Tremellaceae. The coding region runs from base 1 to 1434 and encodes 477 amino acids.
AUGGUCCCUCAGGAAGAGCUUCCCAUCCUUGAGGCGUUGAUUGGCAUACGUAAUCGCCUGACCGCCUUGAAGAAGGAUACAACACGCUUCAUACGGGCACAAGAUGUCAUGUCCAUAUACAGCUCGGUAGUCAAACAAGUCACCAGACUCAAUACAAUACGAGAUGAGCAGGCAGCCAAAGAAGCUUCUGUCAGUGGUACAGCGGUCGCUUCCUCAUCAAAAGGUGCACAUUCGGGUCUUCCAGAACCUAACCGAGUGGACACCAUACUGGGGGACGUCUUCGGCUUGCUCAGUCUCUUCUUUUUGACCAUCGGUAAGAGCCGAGAAACACCAGCAAUAUACUGCCAGAUUGCUAGUAUGCGAGGAAUACUGUCACAUAUGAACGAGACCGGAGCGUACACCGAGCAAUUCCUGGUGCCCUUCCGCGAGCGACUCAGUCAAUUGAAGCAGAUCCUAAAGCAAGACUCGGAGGAUGGAAAACAUCCAGAACCCAUCGUUCGGCUGAUGAUGCGGAAAUUGGAAGGUGUUGAACGGCAACUGGAUCACCUUAUGGCUUCUUUAUCUGUCCUCUCCGUCGAGCUCGUGACUAUUCACCAACGGCUAGUACAUCUGCGCAAACAGCUUGCUAUAAUGGCGGGCCAGGAGAAGCUGAAUAAGCAAGAGUUCAAGGCUGCUGUGGAAGAGUUGAGAAAGAUCGACUCCAAACGGGUGGACGGGAAGUUUUUAGGUCCGGGAGGAUCAUCUGUUCCUGAAGGACAAGCAUUGCUCUCUGGUCUGCUGGACACCAACUUUGACGUCGUACAGGAUAUCAAGGCCAGAGAGGCGGCGGAUGAUAUCAAUCCAAGCUUGAAGCCUAUAUGGGAGAGAUUGACGGAAAUGAAGGGACAGCUGGAACAGCUAAUGCUCACCCAUCGUUGGACGCUGAGAGAGACGGAUCUAUACAAUUACUCCUUAUCGCUACGGGAGAUUGACUCAAUGAGAGUAGACGGCAAAUUCGUGGAUGCUGAGGGAAACAAAGCUGAAGGGCAAUAUGCAUUGCUUUUCUUACUGCGACGAUGUUAUGGUCUCAUCUAUCGGCUCAUGUCAGAGUCAGAGCCAAUUUCAGAGGAGUUGAUGCCGGUCGCCAAUAAACUAUCCACAAUCAAAAAAUGUCUUAACGAGGUACUCAAGUAUGGUGGGCCAUACUCCCCUCGCGACUUGUAUCCAUACCAUCUCGCCUUGCAUCAGAUCGAUCAACUUCGAAAAGACGGAAAAUUCUACGCGGACGAUGGGAGCAUCCCGGAAGGGCAAGCAAUCCUUGUGGCGCAGUUGAGUGAAGCGCACGAGCUAUUGGAAAUGCUCAAGGAGAGUAUGAGUGAUGAGGAGAACGAAUCGGAUGAUAUGGAUGUGGUGGAUGUGAAAGAUGCGGAUCCGACUGCUGUGGCUGCUGCGUAG